GAACAACAUGCAGCAUCUCCAGAUGUCUUCUUUUGCACUUUGACCUCUUGAAUGAUAGUGCAAUCCACAACUCAUCAACAGAAGUAAUGAAACUAUUCCAGGAUGGUGGUCAACUUGGUCCAGUGGUUAGACUGCAGGACUUGCAAUCACAAGCUCGGAACAACAUGCAGCAUCUCCAGAUGUCUUCUUUUGCACUUUGACCUCUUGAAUGAUAGUGCAAUCCACAACUCAUCAACAGAAGUAAUGAAACUAUUCCAGGAUGGUGGUCAACUUGGUCCAGUGGUUAGACUGCAGGACUUGCAAUUACAAGACCUGAAGUCCCAUCCACUAUUCCAUGCAAUCGACUGGAAGCGAAUCAGGGAGACAGAAGCCCCUUUCAUCCCAGCCCCAGAUGACAGAACGGACACCACUUAUUUUGACGCUCGGAACAACAUGCAGCAUCUCCAGAUGUCUUUUUUUGCACUUUGACCUCAUGAAUGAUAGUGCAAUCCACAACUCAUCAACAGAAGUAAUGAAACUAUUCCAGGAUGGUGGUCAACUUGGUCCAGUGGUUAGACUGCAGGAUUUGCAAUCACAAGGUUGUAGGUUUAAAUCCUACUAAG
Molecule: messenger RNA, 602 nt
Organism: Asterias rubens (European starfish)
Lineage: Eukaryota; Metazoa; Echinodermata; Asteroidea; Forcipulatida; Asteriidae
Product: serine/threonine-protein kinase greatwall-like
Exons: 4
Coding region: 103-468 (121 amino acids)
Biological process (GO): protein phosphorylation
Molecular function (GO): ATP binding; protein serine/threonine kinase activity
Source: RefSeq, a predicted model, not a curated record